UUAGCAGGGCAGCUGCUUUGGGCACCUGAAGGGACUCCCCCGGAGGAAGUGGGUGUCAGGCACGGAGCGAGAGCCAGGGAGUCUGUCUGAGAAGCUCCCGCAGCCGACAGCAACAGCAGCAGCCGCCGCCGCCGCCGCCGCCGCAGCCUCAAUCUCUGGCUCCCUUCCCUCCUUUCCUUGGCAUAGACUUUGCCAGCUUGCGAGUGAUUCAAACAAGUGGCUCUAGCAUCACUUUGGAGUGGUGGCUCUGGCAAACCAAGCUCCGCUUCCAAGCUCUGGCUUUCCCGUUACUGCUCACUAUCUUCCACUAGCUCUCCCCCCCACCCACACCCUGCUUUAAAAAAAAAAAAAAUUGAGGAUGAAAUAAUGUUGACAUGCCUUGAAUUAUUAAGUAUCCCCUGGAUUUUAUUAGCACAUGAUGCCUAAAUGCUGCCUGUAUCUGGUGGGGUCUUAACCGGGCGUGCAGAGGAGCGGCACACACAGCGGCACAGGGAGCGGCGGGCAGCUCUGACAGCUGGGCUUGUGCAGAUAAGCAAACGGAAGCACCAGAAGAUCACUAGUGAGACAAGAGGCAAGCUGCGUUCGGGAGCUUCUGAGAGACUGGGGCCCGAUUCCCCAGUCCUCCUCCUCCUCCUCCUCCCUGGUUGGGUUUACUAAUUUAGGGGCGUCCUGCAGCAGCCAGGGGUGAGCGGCCGGUGCGGGGCACCCCAGGCUUCCACUGCCUCCCCUCACUGGGGGGGUAGCGUGCUGCCUGGUGCCUCGGCACAGAUGCCGAUUGAGAUUGUCUGCAAAAUCAAAUUUGCAGAGGAGGAUGAGAAGCAGGCGGCGAAAGAGGAAGGGGACAAGGAGAGCUUGCUAGAGGAACCUAGCCGGCCACACCAUCGUGACCUGGCCGCCUUUGCUGGCACCAGCACCCUGCACGGCCUGGCCCACAUUUGCCGCUCAGGGCAGCUGGGGGUCCGACAGGCCCUCUGGGCACUUGCAUUUGUGGCCUCUUUGGCCUUUUUCCUGUAUCAGGCAGCCCGGUCAGCACUCUUCUACCUGGAGCAUCCGCAUGUCACCACCCUGGACGAGGAGGCUACCCAAAAGAUGGUCUUCCCAGCCGUCACCAUUUGCAACAUCAACCGCUUCCGUCAUUCGGCACUUACAGAUGCCGAUAUCUUCCACCUAGCCAACAUGACUGGAUUGCCACCCAAGGACCGUGAUGGACACAAGGCCUCUGACCUGCUCUAUCCUGACCCAGACAUGGCCGACAUUGUCAACCGCACUGGGCAUCAACUCGAUGACAUGCUGAAGAACUGCAGCUUCAGCGGUGAGAAUUGCUCUGCGGAAAACUUCACAGUGGUCUACACACGCUAUGGGAAAUGCUACACAUUCAAUGGUGACCGAAACAAACCACGCGUGACUCGCCAGAGUGGGAUGGGGAACGGGCUGGAGAUCAUGUUGGACAUCCAACAGGAGGAAUAUCUGCCCAUCUGGAGAGAAACCAAUGAGACAUCAUUUGAAGCUGGAAUUCGGGUACAGAUCCACAGCCAGGAUGAGCCACCCUACAUUCAUCAGUUGGGAUUUGGAGUCUCCCCUGGUUUCCAGACCUUUGUUUCCUGCCAGGAGCAACGGCUGACAUAUCUGCCCCAGCCUUGGGGGAGCUGCCGGGCCAGCGUGAAGGAAGAACAGAUCCUGCCUGGCUAUGAGAGCUACAGCAUUGCUGCUUGCCGGCUGUUGUGUGAGAAAGAGGCUGUGGUGCAAAAUUGCCAGUGUCGCAUGGUGCAUAUGCCAGGCAAUGAGACCAUCUGUUCACCCAACGUCUACAUUGAAUGUGCUGACCACACACUAGAUACAGCCAUUGAAGAUUCCCAGGAACGCUGUAUCUGUCCCACGCCCUGUAACUUGACUCGCUACGGCAAGGAGAUUUCCAUGGUGCGCAUUCCCAACAAGGGCUCAGCCCGGUACCUUGCUCGCAAAUACAACCGCAAUGAGACCUAUAUCCGGGAGAACUUCUUGGUGCUGGAUAUCUUCUUUGAAGCACUGAAUUAUGAGGCAAUUGAGCAGAAGAAGGCAUAUAAUCUGGCAGGGCUUCUGGGGGACAUUGGAGGCCAGAUGGGCCUCUUCAUUGGGGCCAGCGUCCUAACCGUCUUGGAAAUCCUGGACUACAUCUGUGAGGUGAUCCGUGACAAGGUGGCCCAUGGCUUACGGCGCCCCAAACCUCCCCUGAAGAAGCCUUCGGGCAGCAUUGCCACCCUGGGACUGGAGGAAAUCAAGGAGCAGAGCUCCUGUGAGACCCUGGGCCAUCACUCCGAGGGCACCUACCCCACAGGCCUCCUGCCUAACCACCAUCAUCGCCACCACUACUCACCCCAGGGGGUCUUUGAAGACUUUGCUUGCUAGUCCGACUCGUGCACCCACUCC
This is a messenger RNA of Python bivittatus (Burmese python), 2406 nucleotides long. It is a transcript of the gene ASIC4, whose product is annotated as acid sensing ion channel subunit family member 4. The record is from RefSeq and is a predicted model, not a curated record. Gene Ontology annotation, cellular component: plasma membrane. Lineage: Eukaryota; Metazoa; Chordata; Lepidosauria; Squamata; Pythonidae. Gene Ontology annotation, molecular function: ligand-gated sodium channel activity. Gene Ontology annotation, biological process: sodium ion transmembrane transport.